CUUACAAAAAGUCGAAUUGUGCUUUUGUUAUUCGUCAUUCAUCUAUCAACGUUACGAAACUUCAGGUGGCGUUAACUUUGCAGCUUCAGCCCGAUGAAUUCUUUCAGUACGCCUCUCAUACCACGUUCGCGAGGAUCGAGCUAACAUUAAUUCCCUUCGGAGAACCUGAAAGCAGAUUCGUCUGCGUUCGUAUUCGAAGUCUUGGUUAAAUAGCUGGUCGAAUAAAAAGAUAGUUGUCGUCGAAUAAAAAGAUAGUUGAUAGUUAAAAUGCGCGUACGCGUCGUGAACGCGUCGUCUCGAACGUGACACGACCUGACACGCGAAGAUGAAAAAUCCUCCGCGACGAAAGACGUUUUGAAGUUUCGCUGGCAUGCCGUGCGAACGUGCAACAUGGAUCCUUACGACCAGAACGAAGUCAAGGUUAAUCCUCAAAUAGGUUGGAGUACGCAGCAGCAGCAGAACUGUCAGCCGAUAGACACAGAUCUACAGCAGAGUCGAAUAGCGAGCCCAAAAGCGGAGCAAAAUUCUGCGGAGUUGUCCAAAAUGACGGAUCAACGGGAACAGCAGUCACAGCAACAACAGCAACAACAACACCAGCAACAACAUAUAAAGAGCAACGAAGAACCAAGGACAAACUUGAUCAUCAAUUACCUUCCGCAGAGCAUGACAGAGAAGGACCUGUACAGUUUAUUCGUAACCAUUGGACCGGUGGAAUCUUGUCGUGUCAUGAAAGACUACAAAACGGGGUACAGUUAUGGUUUCGGAUUUGUUAAUUACGCGAAAGCUGAGGAUGCAGCCACAGCUAUAAACACCUUGAACGGACUGCAGGUUCAGAACAAAAGGUUAAAAGUGUCCUUUGCGAGGCCAUCAGGAGAGGAGAUCAAGGAAACCAAUCUCUACGUUACGAAUUUACCAAGAAACAUAACGGAGAGCCAAAUCGAUGACAUAUUCAGCAAAUAUGGGAACAUCGUACAAAAGAACAUUUUAAAAGACAAACUCACAGGAUUGCCAAGGGGUGUGGCGUUUGUCAGAUUCGACAAGCGAGAGGAGGCGCAGGAGGCGAUCACGCGGUUGCAUGGCACGAUACCUGAAGGUGGAUCGGAGCCACUCAGUGUAAAAAUCGCGGAGGAACACGGAAAACAGAAGGCGGCGUACUACGCAGGGUGGCAAGCUGGUUACAACCAGAGUCGAGGUGGCAGUAGCGCCGUGAGCGGAGGAGGACGAGGCAGAGGGAUCAGCGGACCCCCGGGAAUGGGAAUGGGGAUCAGCGGAGGGGGACCAGGGAUGAUAGGCAGGGCCGGAGGAUUCGGGCCACGUGGCGGGCCCCACGGCAGCUUCCUCGGCGGCAGCGGCGGUCCGGGCGCCAUGAGAAUGGAGAAGAUCCACCCUCAUCGCUUUAACCCCAUAGGCAUGGGCGGUGGUUACGUCCAGUCGCACUUCUGGUGACCUAGCGUCGACCUGGCGACCAAGACAUCGGCUACGUACCUUUCUUCGUUUCAUCGGAGACAAACCAGCGGCGACUGUCGCUCGUAACUGCUGAGAACGUUACCUCGAGCGAUCGCGAAGUCUCCGGGCGUGAUACGCGGCCACUAGAGAGAUACUCGUCUCUGUACACAGGGUAUACGUCAGAGACGAUUGCUCGACGCUCGAACGACGAGGACAGACUGACUCGAAGUGUAAAUUAUUUCUUUUUCUGCACGCCACGAUGCAUAGUAUUUAAUAAUGUUUCUACGUGCCUGUACCAAAGCUCGCAACAAUUAGUAUUGCGCGUCGAGUGAUGGGCACUCGGUUCCCUCCCUAAGCUGUUAUCGCUUCGAAUCUUGUUGAAGGGCUCGAAGAGCCACGGUUUUAUCCUCGGAUACUGUGAAAGUUUUGAAACGUCGGAUGGGGAGUUCUUGGCGAGACGUUUAUGGUCACUUUUAAGCUCCUGCGAGAGUUAAAUGUUAUGUAGCUAUUGCGCCGUUUUAGGAGAAUGAGAAAGACCUUCAGAGGAAGACCUGGUCUUCCUUCCUUUCUUGAAACUUUGUACGCUGGUAGAUUUUGUCAUCUCGAUCAAGAAAAUAUAGCAUUGUAAGAACAGAGAUAUGAAGAUACAUUUUUCAAUUACUUACAAUCAAAGUUUCAUUGUUGAAACACAAAAGGGUUUCUGCUGUGUAAGCCAUUUAUGUAAGCCAUUGAACUAAUAAAAUGAAUAACAGAGAUGGGCGAAACCCUAUGCUUCGAAUAAAUCUGAAGUCUGCAGAUACAUUUGUCUCGUUUCCUCUUUUGAAAAUUUUCCAAAGAAGGAAACGAGACAAACAUACCAGCAAACUUUAGAUUUAUUCGAAGCCUAGGGUUUUGCCCAUCACUGAUAAAAAAUAACAGAAGGGUUUCGUAAAGCUAGAUUGGAAGGUGGAUUGUAGUGGAAUGGUAACGGAUGAAAGUUUUGUGGUGCUAGGGUUCGAUUCUCUGCGGAUGGAUUUAUUUCUUUUGUUUUUAAUUGGUCUUUCAAUUGGUUUUAAAAUAAUUUGAUUUUGUAUUUGAAGACGCGACUAGAAUAUUGCAGAAGAAACUGAUAAUUAGAUCUUUAUCCAAAAUAAAAUCUUGGCAAACACACCUACAAAAAUUAUACCUAAAUAGAAAUUUAUUUUACUUUGCAAAUACUAUAAUAUGAACUUUACCCUCAAUAUCUUUUACAUUCUUACACACAGUGUGCAUUUUGUAGUUUCUUGCACGUUCAAAGUCCCUAUAAAUGCAUAAAAAUCCACAAUCUGCUUAUAAUACACUAAAUUAACAAAGUUUAGGAAGAAGAAAAUUGCAUUAUAUAUAGGAUUAUUGCAAUUUAAGACGCAGAAAAUUGCAAUAAUGAAACUUUGAAUAAUGAAACAACACAAACAUCUAAAAAUUAAUCGACUAAAAAUCGCCUGUCUCUGUAACACUAUAUUUUCUUAAACAUGACUAUAUUUUCUUAAAAUCUACUGGUAUACAAAGUUUCAGAAAAAUGGGUGACUCGAAUGUCUUGCGCUCUUGUUAAUUGUAACACCGAUGUUCAGGUUGAGGUCUAGUCGAGGCCUUGAGACGUGGCAUAGUAAAGAUUGUAAGUGUCGAGGCAUUUAGGUCACUUGCAAGGAAUGGACAAUAUCUAAAUCAGCUUUAGCACAGCGGUAGAGCUUCAAAUGCUGAGUAUGGUAUACAAUUAUGUGCAGGUCUGGGUGCUUCAAGCUGAUGGUUAAGAGGAUAUUUAAGUCACUACAUUUGAAAGGGACUAGCUAGAAAAAUAUUGAGAGGGCCAGGGGAAAGGAAGGACAUUAUUUAUGUUAUCUGAGAGACUAAUUUUAAACAUCUUCAUCUGAAACUAUAUGUACAUAUAAUUAUAAUAUAUAUAGCUUUGGGUACCCUUGGUUAAUAGCUAAGAAGAUUUGAACCCUGAAAGGCAGUAGCUAACCAAAAAUUGAGAAUGGACAGGAAAAGAAAGGAAAUUAUUCAUGUUUUGAGAGCUAUGUUUGUUCGAAGAGACUAUGAUCUUAAAAAUUUUCAUCUAAAGCUGUAUGUAGGACUUAUUAUGUAGCUUUGGGUACCCUUGGUUAAUAGUUAGGAAGAUUUGAACCCUAAGAGACAGUAGCUGACCAAAAAUUAAGUCCGACAGGAAAAGACAAGAAAAUUAUUCAUGUUACUCAAGCUUCAUUUGCAAAGAUGUUAUUGUGCUCAACUUUUCAAGCUCUAUCACCCAUUGCAAAGGGCCACUUGAAUCACCUUCAAAGAAGUCUCCUUCGAAAGACUUGAAAGACUUGAAAGAAGUCUCCUUCGAUGGACUCCUUGAAAGAAGUCUCCUUCGAUGGACUCCUUCGAAAGAGUCCUCUAGUUACAGGCGCGCUAGAAAUACAAGAUAGCAUAAAGAUACCAAGUCUGUAUUAUAAAUAAUUGUCGUUACUGUAAGUUACUACACUUCUCUCUGUGGUCACCCGUUAAUGUAAGUUCCAUCGACGCUUCGAACGACCCCGGGCGUUUCAAGACUUUCGAGACACCUGCGGAAAUCUGUUGAUUGGAGAAUUUUGUAAACCACCGUAAAGAAUCCAAUGGUGUUCGAAGCGAUCGAAGCGCGCAUCUUAAAGCCCAUCACUACCGUCUCCGCGUCGCUUUCCAUUGUUAAUCGAUUUAACUCCCUCGUCUAGCUUUAAUAUCUCCGUUCCAAUCUGCGUUAAAUUAGCGGCGUUACGAUAAUUAAUGCUCGCCGAUUAAUCUUAAGGUACAAAUCCCUCGGCCACCGGGCCGCCGUUUAGGAUCGAACGUAGUCAGGGGCCACGGUGGCAAAGUCACGCGCUAAAUUCGCUUCGUUUCUUUUUAAAAUUCAAUUUUUUCCGUCUGCCAAGAGUGAGACUACUUUUUCUCCUGAACUCUUAACUCUUUUGACCCUGGGACACGCACGUCCCAGCGAAUAUUUCCGGAUGCCAUUGGGAAAAUUAAACUUGCUUUCCAUGUAAAGAAAACUGAACUUAUCGCGACCUUUGAUUUAUAGCCGAGCGUAGUUUAGUACAAUUUAAUUUCUAAAAGCGAGUAUAGACAGAAAAAGAGCUAGGACGAAAGGGUUAAAGAUCAGAGAUUGCGAAUAUUGUUCUCUCGUUCUUCUCGUUUUAAUUAUUCGUGUAACUUAUCGAGCGAAGAUCGGUGUUUAUGAUUGUACGACGUAAUAGUAAGUGUUUAAGUAUAGGAAGAAAAGUGUUCAGCGCCGAAAUGACAUAGUUAAGGGGUUACAGGACGCUGUAACGCGUUGCGAAGCUCCCUGCGGACCGAAAGUGCCAGACCAACAGGAAAAGACAAGAAAAUUAUUCAUGUUACUCAAGCUUCAUUUGCAAAGAUAUUAUUAUGCUCAACUUUUCAAGCUCUAUCGCCCAUUGCAAAGACCCACUUGAAUCACCUUCGAAGAAGCCUCCUUCGAAGGACUCCUUCAAAGAAGUCUCCUUCGAAGGACUCCUUCGAAGAAGUCUCCACAGGUUGCAAAGUCUUGCGCAAGGUACUUUUACAAAGAAGUACAGAUUGAAUGUAUUUAACUAUUCUUUAGAAAUCCAGCUCUAUGGAAAUUAGCUGUGCAUUCACAAGAGGUAGUUUCACCUUGUUAAAUCUCUCUACCAAUCUGCAAUGUUUAAUCAGAAUCAAGCAUGAAAGGCUAAACACUGUAAUAAAUUAAUUAGUUAAUUAAUUAAUUCACGCUGUAAUUCGCCACUGAUGGGUAAUCGAGAACUACCUGAAGCUAAGACGCGCGUUACCUUGCUUUAAUCCUCGUUAAUCGAUUCUCCUGGCGCUUUCGACCUGCGCGAAGACUAGUUGAAUUGUAUAGGGACGCGAAUAUCGUGGAACGAUUCAGGUUUUCGAUGUCCAAGUCCCCGAGUUCGCGAGAACGGCGCUUUAAGGGACGGGGACACGUUGAGAGCGGGAGCUGAGAGUUCUACGUGUUGUUGUACAUUUCCUUUUUAAUGGUUCUAACUUGAAACUUUAUCGAAUGUUUAACCGUUAAGCGUGAGAGCGAGUGACUGAGAGCGAGUGUGUAUAAGAGAAUUUUAUCGAAGUCAGCGUACAAGGAUACUGUGUUUCCCGACGCUUCGGACGGCGACGGGCCACGAUGGCUGCGGAAAUUGUUUGUAACCGAAUUCGCGAAUCUCGAGGGACCAUCAUUUGUCCCAGUUGAUCGUUCUGUGAAACAACAUUUUGUUAAAGCACUGAGAUUUAUAAGUCCGAGUAUACUUGACAGGUUUUCAAGAUUACUCAAGGUUUCUGAAAUUAAGAAGUACAGCUGGGGAAAGCAUUAACAGUUCUACGAAACAACAUUUUGUUGAAGUACGGAGAGUGAUAAGUCUGAGAAUACUUGACAGGUUUUCAAGAUUUCUCACGGUCUCUGAAAUUAAGAAUAGUGGUACAGCGGAGAAAAGCAUUAAUAUAAGUUUGAGAAUACUUGACAGGUUUUGAAAAUUACUCAAGGUCUCUGAAAUUAAGAAUAGUAGUACAGCGGGGAAAAGCAUUAACAGUUCUGCUAAACAAAAUUUUGUUAAAGCCCUGGGAUCGAUAAGUCUGAGAAUACUUGACAGGUUUUCAAGAAUACUCAAAGCUUUUGAAAUUAAGAAGUACAGCUGGGAAAAGCACGAACAGUUCUACGAAACAAAAUUUUGUUAAAGCACUGAGAUCAAUAAGUGCAAGUUAGUUAAGUUUUAAGUAGAAUAAGUUCACUUAUCGCUCGAGAAAGUCGUCCAUAGAGAUUUGUUUUAAUUAAUCUAUUUGCAUGCGAUGGAUUAAAUGUACGUUGUACCACGAUUGCUAGGACACCCUGUGUCUCUUUUCGGAUCAUCAUCAGUGUACUUAAGAGGGUAUACGUGUGUGACCCGAUCGGCCAUCGUAGCCCGCCGGCCCGUUACUUGUACAUAAAUCGGAAUGAGGAACACAUCAUAAUCGCGGCACGUCGUAGAAAAAUGAGACUGACUUUUUAUAGGGGACAAAUUUUAUGCGAACACACGCUGCCCCGUGUAUAAGCGGGAGUCGUAUGUAUCUAUCGUACUUUUUAAAACGGAAAGGAAAGAAUAUCGAAAUUGCCUUAUUAUUAUUAUUAAUAUAUAUACAGGGUGCGUCACCUGAGAUCUGUGUAUUAAAUAUCUCCUUUGUUUUCAAUGAUAUUAAGAUUUGUCUGUGUAAGAUUUUAUUUAAGGUUAUAUUUUCUAAGACUCCACGGUGAUCAAUGACUUUUUUAAAUGUAAUGAAGUAUUUUUAAUACGGUAGUCAUGGAGCUGAUGAAAAGACAAAGUCAAAGGUGUAUAAUAAGGUGACCUCGAGAGGAGUUGUUGUUAUAAGACCGAUGAGAUUUGUAACUAAAAUAUCUUCAUUGUUUUUAACGGUACAAAAAGAUGUCAUAGGAGAAAACUGUUUGUCUUUUGAUCAGCUAGAAGAAUACAAUAUUGGAAAUACCCUGUUCCAUUUUAGAGAACACUGAUGCCCUCGAGACACCUUUUGUGCAUGUGGUAAUAUUGUCUCCAGGAAAUUGAAGUGUUUCUGCCUGAACAUUCUUCCAUAUUAUCAAAAAUAACAGAGAUAUUUCAGGUACAAGUUUUAGGUGACUCACCCUGUAUAUAUACAGUCGGUCUCCAAAGUAUUCGUACUCUCUCCAUCGAUGAAGUUUCUCUAAAUUAAAUACCAGGUCUGAUGUUCCAAGAUGAAUGUUUCAUUAUAAGUAUAUGCACCUGUAAAGUCUAUUCAAUUACACGUUUAUAAUGAAACGUUCAUCUUGCAACAUCAAACCUGGUAUUUAAUUUACAAAAAUUUCUUCGACAGACACAGAGAGUACUGAUACCGACUAGCCUGACUGUAUAUAUACAUACAUAUAUAUUAUAUAUGUAUACAUAAGUCUCUAGGCAGCCGAGCCUAGCGAUUUCUUUUAUUAAAUUAAUUAAUUCGUAAUCGCGUUCGCCGCAAGACAAAUGUAUCGUUGUACUUUAAUCCCUUCGACGACGGAAAAUUCCGAUUGGCGAUCGCCCCCGACAGCGAUAUCCACCCGAUUCUAUUGUUAUCAUCGACGAGAGCGUCGUUCGUAUUUUCCUCAACGCGUAAUCAAUCGCGAGGUGUAUUGAUUAAUUUUCUCCUUUUUUUUUCUUUUUUUUUUUCUCUCGUUAACGUCAUUAUUCGUAUGAUCACACCCGAUAAUUCUAGUUAUAUAAGAAUCUAAUUAUUUAAGACGAAAUAAAUAUCUGCAAACGGA
Messenger RNA from Hylaeus volcanicus, 7714 nucleotides. RefSeq names its product sex-lethal homolog. Gene Ontology annotation, molecular function: RNA binding. Gene Ontology annotation, cellular component: ribonucleoprotein complex. The transcript is spliced from 7 exons. The record is from RefSeq and is a predicted model, not a curated record. Lineage: Eukaryota; Metazoa; Arthropoda; Insecta; Hymenoptera; Colletidae. Bases 391 to 1446 code for a protein of 351 amino acids.